GAGCCUGCGUCCGCGGAAGCCGGAAGCGGCGGCUGUGGCGGCGCCGGCGUGAAGCGGAGGAGCGGAGCGCCGCGACCUGGGGCUGGUGGACCCGGUGAUGGAGCCGGUCCCUGAGCUGGCGCCGCGGAGGUCGUUGUUGCCGUGGUGGCUGCCGCUAGCGCCGCUGCUGUGGUCGAGGCUGGCCCUGGGCGCGCUCCCCUUCGCCGGCAGCCCUCACGGGGUCUUUCCGGACCUCUGGUCGGAGCCGCGGUUGCUGGAGGUGGAGGACCUGACCCUGUCCUUGAUGCGCGGUGGAGCCCUGGGGCCGCUGUCGCUACCUCCGGACCUGCCCGAUCUGGAUCCCGAGUGCCGGGAGAUGCUGCUGGACUUCGCCAACAGCAGCGCAGAGCUGACCGGGUGUCUGGUGCGCAGCGCUCGGCCCGUGCGCCUGUGUCAGACCUGCUACCCGCUCUUCCAGCAGGUCGCCGGCAAGAUGGACAACAUCAGCCGCGCCGUGGGGAAUACUUCAGAAAGUCAGAGUUGUGCCAGAAGUCUCUUAAUGGCAGAUAGAAUGCAAGUAGUUGUGAUUCUCUCGGAGUUUUUUAAUGCCACAUGGCAAGAGGCAAAUUGUGCAAAUUGUUUAACAAACAACAGUGAAGAAUUAUCAAACACUACAUUAGAUUUCCUCAACCUGUUUAAUCAAACCUUGACCUGCUUUGAGAGUAACCUUCAGGGGGCUGCACACGGUCUGCUGCCGCCAAAAAAUUACUCAGAGGUCUGCAGAAGCUGCCGCGAGAACUACAAAAACCUAAGCAGUCUGUACGGUCAGAUGCAGAAACUGAAUGACCUUGAGAACAAGGCUGAGCCCGGGACGCACUUAUGCAUCGACGUGGAAGACGCAAUGAACAUUACUCGAAAACUUUGGAGUCGCACCUUCAACUGUUCAGUCCCGUGCAGUGACACGGUGCCUGUGAUCGCUGUUUCUGUGUUCAUCCUCUUCCUCCCAGUGGUCUUCUACCUUAGUAGCUUUCUUCACUCGGAGCAAAAGAAACGUAAACUCAUCUUACCCAAACGUCUGAAGUCUAGUACCAGUUUUGCAAACAUUCAAGAAAAUUCAAACUGAAACCUACAAAAUAGGGACUCAACAUCGUAUCAUCCGGAUAAGCGGUGGACGACACAGCUCAGUCACAACGAAGAGAAGCCGAUCGGACAAGUCAAGUGCUGAGAAACUCGAGGAAGCAGAUAUACGUUUCAAUGAGAAUUUUCAACUUUUGUUUCUUUCCACCCUUUUCUUUAAAGAAUUGGAUUUGUUAAUUUCCAAACAUAAUUGUCUGUUUUGAAGGGUAUUUGUUACAACAACAAAAGACACAAGGAAAAUCCUUAUUUUGUAGACAUAUUAUUAGUACUUGAGACUUCUUUUGUCUCAUUUGCAUAAAUACCUCAAGUAAAAAGGUUUUUGAGGACUAACAUUUAAAAAUUAAUGUUAUAGCACAGUCUUUGAAAAAGAAAUAUAUUUGCUAAAGAUAGCAGAUCCAAAGACUGGCUUAAAUUACUCCCUGCUGCGUGUUACUGUUAUGAAUAUAUUUAAUGUGUCAUAUGUAACUCAGUGUCUAGUUUCCUUAACGUUGUUUCUGAAACUACUAAUUGUAAGCAUCCUUAACGAUUUUUAGGAGUGAUAAACCACAUUACAUUUAUCUUUGUAAAAAGAUUUAUGGUAACUGGUUUCUUACUUGACUUUUGUAAAUAGUAUUUUACAUUUUAUUUUUGCCUUUAUUUCAUAAGCAAUUUAAACUCACCGGACUGCUUUGUUAUAUUCAGGGCAAGAUAUUUUUUUUUUUUUAAACUAGGGAUUUGCAUUGUGAAAUACAUUAAAUUAUUUGGCAAUUUAUAAUUUAUUAUUACUUUGAAUCAAAUGUAAUAUCAAACUGUAUUUCAGUUGUGGUUUUUUAAUGAACAGUUGCUCUUGGGAUACAUAGAGAUUUUGGGGGAAAGGAGGAAGUAACAAGUUUAAGGGUCAGAAAAUAGAGCUGACGCCCAGGGGUGCGUGUUAGGGGUGUGAGUGCUGGGAUCCCACAGGCAGCAGUCAGGCUAAGGCACUGCUUGCUCUGCUCAGUUCUGAAGGCAGGCGAAACCCACAUGGCUGAAGUGAGCCACAGCGUCCCGCUCAGAAACCUUCAGUUCCGGUGCAGGACCCAUGGGUCAGCCUUUAGGCCAGGGCUGCUUCCGAAUUGCUCACAGUUUCGUUCCUCAAGGUUUUAGCAUUAAGGGAUUCGCUCACUCCUUGCUUUCAUGGCAGAAUCAGGCUUUGUUUUAAAUGGUGAGGACAUGAAGUCUCCUUUGUCCUCUGUGUAGUUUGGUUAAAUACAAGACAAUUUGAACCUCUUUGUAGACUGUAAAAUGCUACAGAAACUCGGGUGUGUUUGGGGUUUUGUUGUAUGUUGAUUGUAUGUGCAGAGUGAAGGAGAAGGCUCGCCGUGGGUAUCUGGAUCAUUCUAAAACUGUGACAGCUCUCCGAUCUGCUGUGAUCCGCUUAAAUCACUGCGGGUCAUUUUGCCGCCGCUGUUGCUGCUGCUGGGCUGUCGUGCUUCGACGCAUGUGGUUGAGAGUCAUUGAAAGCAGUCUUCAUUAAUGCAGAUAAAACCAGUUUACACUGAAAAGUCAGAAAAUGUGUUUCAGUCAGCGUAGUGACUUGAGCACCUUUCAAUAUUAUGUUUGCAAGAAUCAUUGCUUUUGACGAUAAAACUAAUAAGCACUUUAAAAAGGAAAAGACAGUCUACUGUUUUCUGGGGGGGUCAUUGCUUUGCAGAAGCUGCAUCAGCAGUAGUCGAUUUCAAAAAUAAGUAUUGGGGCUGGGGAUUUAGCUCAGCGGCAUAAGCGCCUGCCUUGCAAGCAGGCGGUUGUGAGUUCGAUCCCUGGUACCGAUAAAAAGCAAAAAGACAAAAAAAAAAAAAAAAAAAAAGUAUUAAGUGCUGUACAAAAUCUGUUUCAUUUUGUAGUUGUAUCAAAAAUUAUUUGCGUAGUUUUGAACUCUGAAACACAUCAUGCCUGUAUUGCACAAAAAUAUCUUAAGUUUUUUUGAUACUUUAAAGGAACUUAAAGAAAUUGGAAUGAUACAUGGAUUUUUAAAUAGUUUUUGAAAACUUCAGAUGUAACAUAACAUACAUUUUCAUCUUCUUAAGAUUUUACUGCAAAUAAAAUGUAUUCUUGUAUUAUUUAUCUUUUGUUGUUUGGGAAAUAAAAAUAACAUCAGACAUUUUAAAGUGUAACUCUUUCAGUCAACAAAUAACACCUCAGUUUAGUUAGUAAAUGUUACUCCCAUUGGGACCAGUUUCAUGGAUGAACUGUACUUUUUACUGUAACAUAUUCUUUGUAAAGUGAAAUGUUUUCUGGGAAGGAUGCUGUAGUUAGGUGUAUCUUCCUGUCAAAGACUACACCUCAGUAGCGUUGGCUUUUGAGAAUAAAAGUAUCAUUGCUGA
Molecule: messenger RNA, 3455 nt
Organism: Cavia porcellus (domestic guinea pig)
Lineage: Eukaryota; Metazoa; Chordata; Mammalia; Rodentia; Caviidae
Gene: Ostm1
Product: osteoclastogenesis associated transmembrane protein 1
Exons: 6
Coding region: 98-1102 (334 amino acids)
Biological process (GO): osteoclast differentiation
Cellular component (GO): cytosol
Source: RefSeq, a predicted model, not a curated record